Molecule: messenger RNA, 2868 nt
Organism: Aureobasidium uvarum
Lineage: Eukaryota; Fungi; Ascomycota; Dothideomycetes; Dothideales; Saccotheciaceae
Source: the annotation of a GenBank genome assembly
AUGUCGGCCGAUCUAGCAACCAUCGCCAACCUUCUACAGGCCACCGAGCAGGCCAUCCGCCAGGAAGAGACCAAGCCUCAGUUCUCCCUCGCUCUCCUUCAGAUUGUCGCCUCAGACUCAUAUCCCAACACGACACGGCUGGCGGCCGCUCUCUUCUUUAAGAAUUUCAUCCGCCGCAGCUGGACCGACGAGGAUGGCAACUACAAACUCNNCCCCCAGGACGAGGUCACGGCCAUCAAAUGUGAGGUCAUUGGCCUCAUGAUCUCGGUGCCUGCCACCAUCCAGACUCAGCUGGGAGAGGCCAUCAGUGUCAUUGCCGACUCGGACUUCUGGGAGCGCUGGGACACGCUGGUCGACGACCUCGUCUCGCGCUUCACCCCCGACAAUCCCAAGGUCAACAACGGUGUCUUGCAGGUCGCACACUCCAUCUUCCGUCGCUGGCGCCCACUGUUCCGCACAGACGACCUCUUUACCGAGAUCAACCACGUCUUGUCCAAGUUCUGCGAGCCCUACCUCGCUCUUCUGCAGAGCACAGAUCAGCAAAUCGCCGCAAACCAGAACAACAGAGAACUCCUCACCCAGCACUUUGCCACACUCAACCUCAGCAUCAAGCUGUUCAACGACCUUUCCUGCCAAGAUCUGCCUCCUGUCUUCGAGGACAACCUGGCCUCCAUCAGCGCUCUGCUUCUGAAGUAUCUGAGUUACGACAACCCUCUCCUGCAUACCGACGACGAGUCAGAGGCCGGUCUUCUGGAGUACAACAAGGCUGCCAUCUUCGAGGCCCUGAUUCUCUAUGUUCAGAAAUACGAGGAUGCUUUUGGACCAUACCUGGGCCAGUUUGUCGAGAGCUCGUGGACCCUUCUUACUGCUAUCGGUCCCGAGACCAAGUACGAUAUUCUGGUCAGCAAGGCCCUGCAGUUCCUGACCUCGGUCACCAAGAUCAACCAGUACGCCCAGAGCUUCAACAACCAGGAGAUUCUAGGCCAGGUUGUCGAGAAGGUCAUCCUUCCCAACCUGUCUCUGCGUGAGUCGGAUGUCGAAAUGUUCGAGGACGAGCCUAUUGAGUUCAUCCGCCGCGAUUUGGAAGGAUCCGACAGCGAUACCCGCAGAAGAGCAGCUACCGACUUCCUCCGCCAGUUGGUUGAGCAGUUCGAGAAGCUCGUCACCGACGUCGUUUCGCAGUACAUCUCACACUACCUGGCCGACUAUGAAAAGAGCAAGAGUGACAACUGGAAGUCAAAGGACACUGCAGUCUACCUCUUCACCUCGAUUGCUGCCAAGGGCGUGCCUACCGCUGCUCGAGGUGUGCAGACAACAAACACCAACGUUGAUGUCAUCGAUUUCUUCCAGAAGAACAUUGCUGUCGACCUUACUUCGGCCGACACAGAGGCCAUCCUCAAGGUUGACGCCAUCAAGUACCUCUACCUGUUCCGCAGUCAACUCACCCAGGACCAAUGGCAAGCCGCCUUCCCUCUGCUGGUUCAGUGCCUCGGUAACGAGAACUACGUCGUUCACUCCUAUGCCGCCAUUGCCGUUGAGCGCGUUCUCUACAUGACUGAUGACAAACGCCAGCCGAUCAUCCCCAGAGAGACUCUCCAGUCCCUUAGCAAGGACCUGCUUCAGCAUCUCUUCCUUCUCAUGACCAAGGACUCCAAGGCCGAGAAGAUCCAGGAGAACGAGUUCUUGAUCAAGUGUGUGAUGCGUGUGCUCAUCGUCAUCCGCGAGGGUGUCUUGCCCAUCCUCGACAUGGUCCUCACCAACCUGAUCAACAUCGUCAAGGUCAUUCGUCACAACCCUAGCAACCCCCGCUUCUACUACUACCAUUUUGAGAGCAUCGGCGCUGUUGUUCGCUUCGCUGCCGCUACGCAGGCUGCCAAGCUCGAAGCCGCUCUCUACGAUCCCUUUGCUGAGAUUCUGGCCAACGAUGUGCAAGAGUUCCAGCCAUAUGUCUUCCAGGUUUUUGCUGCACUCCUCGAAGCCAACCCCUCAGGUUCGUUGCCCAGCUACUACCAGAGCUUACUUGGCCCCAUCCUCACUCUGGACAUGUACAACUCUCGCGGCAACGUCCCCGCUCUUGUCCGUCUCCUCUCAUCCAUGAUCCCUCGUGCGGGCGAGCAGAUUGCUGCCAACAACCAGAUCGAGCCUAUCCUGGUCAUCUUCCAGAAGCUCAUCUCUUCCAAGGCAAACGAGUCACUCGGAUUCGACUUGCUCGAGGCCAUUUGUGGCAACCUCCCUGUUGCUGCUCUGCAAAAUUACUUGACCACAAUCGUGCAGCUGCUCAUGACCCGUCUCUCCAACUCCAAGACGGAAAACUUUACCGUCCGCUUCGUGCGCUUCUACCACUUCUUCUCCGCACGGGACGACAAAGGUCUUGGUCCCGAUCUCUUCAUCAACGUUACCGAUCAGGUCCAGCAAAACGUCUUCACUCCCAUGUACCUUCAAAUCAUCCUUCCUGACACACAAAAGCUGUCACGACCAUUCGACCGCAAGACUGCUGUUGUUUCGCUCACUCACACUCUGGCUAACAGCCAGGCCUUUGUGGAUCGUUAUGGCAAGAAGGGUUGGGGUUUCACAUGCGAAGCACUUCUCAAGCUUCUCAUCAACCCUCCGCUUCCGCAGUCUGCUGAUGACUUGAUGAUCGAAGACCGUGAUGUUGAGGACGUCGGCUUUGGUGUUGGUUUCACCGCUCUCAACACAUGCAAGCCUGUGCCUAGAGAUCCUUUCCCCGAAGUUCAGGACGUUAAGAAGUGGGUUGGCUCGUACUUGACUGAAGCCGAUCAAAAGACUGGUGGACGCAUUGCAGCUGCCGUGAAUGAAAAGCUGGGUCCUGACGCGCAGGUAGCUCUAAGCAGUGUCAUGCAAGGAUAG